AACGUUAGUGCCUUGUAACCAACAGCUUGUGGGCAUGCGUUUUCGUAAACAGAUCCAGCUUCCUUUUUCCGGUGUGAAUUGACAGACAGACAGCUAGCGUAUUUUCGGCUGUUUGUAUCGGUUGAAAUCUGCAGUCAUGAUUAUUUACCACGAUAUUAUUUCAAACGAUGAACUGUUCACAGACUCUUUCAGAGUGGAGGAGGUUGAAGAUGGAUUUAUCCUUAAAGUACAUGCCAAAAUGAUAGAGAAGAAGGGAGAGUCUAUUGAUGCGUCUGCGUUUGGUGGCAACCCGUCAGCAGAGGAGGAGGAGGAGGCUCUGGAGGACCCGGGCUUGGAGAAGGGACUCGAUAUUGUCAUCUACCACAAACUCAAGGAUGAGAGCGCAGGGUUCCCCAAGAAAAAGGACCUCCAGGGAUACCUUAAACUCUACAUGAAAAAUUUGAUUAAGCACUUAGAGACAGCUGAAGCGUCAAAAGACAAAAUUGAAACCAUCAAGAAAGACCUGUCGGCCAAUAUCAAGAAAUUCACAGACCUUAUGGAGGACGACUCAUCGGUUUACUUUUCUGAAAACUUUGAUGCAUCUGAGUUUAAGUGUGCCCCAAUCAUUGGCAAGUGGGACGAGAGUGGUAUGGGGGUGACGAUGUACUUCAUCAAGUGUCUAGUGACAGAGGAGAAGGCAUAGACUACACAUUUUUUUCACUUCAUGAAUUGCUACGGAGAUAUGGACUACAUUAAACAACAAUGCUGCAGAUAUCAACAUGCGAUCCUUGUUUAUUACAGGGACCUCAGCUGUCUGCUCAAAUACAACCGAAGAGUCAAAUUGCACUUGUAAAUAGCACAUUUUGCAAGCAGUGUUUGACUGUUAACACAUGGGGCUUAUAAUGAAAAAGUGGACACUGUAUAAGAGUUAUAAGAUAGAAUCAGUAUUUUGCAUGUAUACAAUAAUGCUAAGUUAUAUUGACUUAAUCAAUGUAUGUGUCUAAGUAGUGCAAUAACAGUACCUUAUGUGAAAUUUUUAUUUGUAGCCUUCAGCCCCUGAUAGGAUUGAAAACUGUAAAUAUCUUGUUUGUUUUCUUUUCCUGUCGAUUAUUAAUGAAACUCAUACAAAUAAACAUAUUUAUACACAUAA
Molecule: messenger RNA, 1129 nt
Organism: Dreissena polymorpha
Lineage: Eukaryota; Metazoa; Mollusca; Bivalvia; Myida; Dreissenidae
Product: translationally-controlled tumor protein homolog
Exons: 6
Coding region: 137-682 (181 amino acids)
Cellular component (GO): cytoplasm
Molecular function (GO): calcium ion binding
Source: RefSeq, a predicted model, not a curated record